UCGAGUAAUGGCUGUAGAGGCCAUUUUCCGCAGAAGAUGACAAAUGUUACACUAUUUUGCCAGGAAGUGAGGUGAUUUUUCCAAAAUCUUGUGAUCGCAGUCGUCACUACAUAUUGUAUUCUUGUCAGGCAGUGUUGUAAGUGUCUUAAGAAUUGACAAUGGCCGGUGUUAAUGCAGGAGGCGGCAGAAAUCACAACUUCAAAGUGGUUCUUUUAGGAGAGGGUUGUGUUGGAAAGACAUCACUUGUUUUGAGAUACGUAGAAAAUAAAUUCAACGAUAAACACAUCACAACAUUACAGGCUUCAUUUUUGAACAAAAAAUUAAACAUUGGUGGAAAACGAGUCAGCCUGUCUAUAUGGGACACUGCUGGUCAGGAGAGGUUUCACGCCCUGGGCCCUAUUUAUUAUCGAGAUAGUAAUGGUGCUAUUUUAGUUUAUGACAUCACAGAUGAAGAUUCAUUUGUAAAGGUGAAGAAUUGGGUGAAAGAAUUACGACGUAUGUUGGGCAAUGAUGUUUCGUUGUGUAUAGCAGGAAAUAAGACUGAUUUAGAAAAGGAAAGACAUGUUCCAGUGGCAGAUGCAGAAGAGUAUGCAGCAUCUGUAAAUGCUCAGCACUUUCACACAUCAGCAAAACUCAACAAGGGGAUAGAAGAGAUGUUUCUAGAUCUCAGUAAAAGUAUGAUAGCCAAAGCCGGAGAAGACACGUUAACUCGCACUGGCGGAAAGAACCGUAAGAGUGUGAUGGUAGUAGAUGACGAAGAAGUGCAGGUGCCUAAGUCGGGAGGCUGUUGUUAAGGAGCAACGUGAUUGUGCACAGACAUAUAACGUGAUGUGACAUUUGGAGAGUGCCACAUUCCAUGUUGGAAUAAACAUUUACGGGAAGAUGCUCAGUUUUACACUUGAUCAGCGUGUGACUGUUGUGUAUUAUAAAUAGCUGAGCAUUAGGAUUGAAGGGAAGGUGAUGAAUGAUAUUUUGCUGUGUACUAAAAUUUAAAACUUUAUAUUUUACUGACAUCUGUUGUGGCCAGGUUUUAGACGAUCGUUUGCUGAAAAGGAACAAAUUGAAAUUUCUUACAUGAGAUGUUCUUUUUUUAUAUUAGAUUUCUUAUUCUCUGUGUGGCAUAUACAGUAAAAAUUAAUAAAACAGCAAACAUAAAUUAUAAUGGAAGUAAUAAGUAAGGAUACGGUUGUGAACUUAAUGUAAAAUGUAGAUUAUACAUGUGUACGACUAUGAAUAUACCUAUUUCAAGUAUUUGAUAUUUGGUUAGCGAAAUGAAAUUUUAAUUUGAAGAAAAUGGUGUUAAAAAGUUUUGUUUUAUUUUCUUACAUUAGAAAUGUGGAGUAAUAAAUUAUUGGAUGCUAAUAGAAAAUGUUACACAUUUAGUUCUUUUCAUAAAUUUAAACAAUAUUGUAUACAUUUGACGCACAAAUACAUGCAUAUGAAUGACUUUAUUUUGGUAAAUAAAGUAUGAAUAUGUUGAGGUGUGUGCGGAUGGAUAUGCUCUCUUCCUUGUAUAGAUAUUUUUCUUCCUACUUUAUCUUUGCAGUUUCAUUUAAACUAAUGUCAUCAGUUUAAUUAAAACUAGCUAGUAGAGAUAUGUCGGAAUGUAUUUUUGAAAAUGUAGAAUUUGUUAAUCAUUUACAUAGCUACAUAAAGUCAUCGAAAAAUUGAAAGGAAAAAAUCUGUACAAGAUAUAGCAAUUGAAGAAAUCUUUCUGUUUUCUUUUCUUUUUUAACUACCGUCAAACCUGCUCUAGUGACCACCCAUAUUAAAGAGCCACUUGUAGUAAGAGGCCACAUUUUUAUUCUCCCAAAUAAUCUAAUAUAAUAGUAUAAAUAUAUAUAUACACUGACCUGUAUUAAGCAGCCACCUAUGUUUAAAACCACUUUUUGAAACUCCCAUUGGUGGCUAUAUAUUUUAGUUGUGGCGAUGUGCAGACAGCAGUUAUAGAGUCUACAAGUUAUACUUUGUUGUGCAAUGGACGGAUGUGAAAUGUAUGUGGAUGUAGUCAUUUUAAAUAGUAUUGAUGUUAUAUUACUGCAACAUUUUGUUUUGCCUACUGUAAGUGUACACCUAUAACAAGUUACUCCAGUCUUUAUGAUUUGACACAAGCAGUUGCUCUGGUGUACUUGCACAAAAUGAUUUCUGUGAGGACGAAAAACUGCUUACCUCAUCAAGCAUCGAUAUUGCUAAUAUAUUUUACUCAAGAUUACUACGAGUCUGAUACUGAGAGCAUUUUGCUUUCCGAAAUAGUUUGAGGAGAAAAGUUUAUUGCUCACCAUCGAUUUUCAAACUAUAAGCACUAUUACCUGUUUUUGUUAAUUUAAUCAUUAUAAAAAAAAUAUUAAUGUAAGUGUUAUUUUGAUGACAGUGUUUUGGGUUCCAUUAUAUUACUAUAUGGGAAACCACAUGGAUUGAUCAUUUACCUGUAGGUAAAUCCCACAGGAAACAGAACAGGUUAUUGACAUUCCCCAUAUUUGUAAAUGUAGACAGUUUAGUGAUAGUUCUCUUCUUGACAUUUGUUACAAAUUGCAUGUCCUGUAUUUUUCAGCCUAUGUAUAAUUGUGUGUGUGUAGUUUCAUCUGAAAUAUAUACAACUGUUCUUAAAGUACAGAAGUUAAAGAUUAGAAAAUUUAGUCAUUUUUGUUGUUAAUUAUGUCAUAUUUUAAUACUAUCUCAGUGAUAUGGAAUGGAAUUAAAAAAGAAAACACAGAAACAAAACAAAAUAACGUUUUUUUGUAUCCUUUAAAGGAUGACUUUUGUAUUUGAUAUGGAGCCAUGACUUGCCAAGUGAUUGAAGCCAGACUCAUCAAGUGGUGGUGCACAGUCACGUUCUCAGGAAUGUCACUAGUAGUUAUAUAUCUGUGUAGUGAUCUCUGAAACUUGCUAGUGGAUCACAGUAACAUACUGAACAAAAUGUUCCCUGGGCAAGGGCAAGAACUUUGUUAACAUUCAGUAAACGUUUCUCGGUUUGUUUUAACUCCUUUCAAUGAGUGGCUUUCAUCUUUGAUUUGAUAGUUCACCUAGUGACUCUUUCACCUACACAGCAUUAGUCCCAUAAAUGUAAGUGUCGAGGUCAUUUGAAACUUAAAAAAACGUUUUUCAGUUAUUGUUAACAUGUCAUUCUUUUCAAGAUGAUAAUGUUGCAGCUGCAAGGUGAAGAUCAUUUGAUAAUUGUAAUUUGGUAAUUUGUAAAUAUUUUGAAGGGCGGUUUUCAUACUUGAUGCAAGUGUUCAGCAUGCAAGUUGUCCAACUGCAGCCACCUCCCUCCAGUCCCAUCAGUCUAACCUAAAUAUAGAUUAUGCUAAUUUUGAACUUUGUUAACAGUUUUUAAUUCCUUUCAUGGAUGGUUUUCGUAUUUGGUAUAAAUUGUCACCAAGUGAUAAUCUUUAAAUUGCACUUCCCUGUGAUCCCUAAAGGUAGGUAUAAUUUUCAUAAUGAACACAAAGUAACAUCAUUGAUUGAAAGUUUUAAUCUAUCAGGGGAACAUUGUCAUGCCUUAAUUAUAAUGAGCUCUAGAGUGACUGGAGUUGGGCAAGCCUAAUGCUAAAUGUUAUGGGGAAUGUAGUGCUAAUUGAGACAUGCUUUCUGCCCAUUAUUUAGCCCCAAGAAUCUUAAUUUUAUUGUUGUUAUAAAGUAACAUUACAAUUUUCACAUGAUGUUGUGCACUAGUAUUUCAUUGUCAAUGGUGAUACUUAAAAUUGUUAUUUUAUGAAUUUACAAACAUGAAACUGAGAUACAGAUACAUUCAAAAUUAUCAUUAAAGCAUGUAUAAGAAAGAACUGAAUGAAAAAACCUAUCUUUUUAUUAAGGUUUUUUUUUUUUAAUGGCAAGUUAUCCGUCCAUAUGGGCAAUAAGUUCUCUUUAUGAACAGGUUCUGAGAUUAAUUCUGUACAUACAUUUAGGACCAUUAUUUCUCUUGUACUAAAUUAUUGGCAAUAGAAGGAUCAACAUUGCAUGUACAUGUAUACGAUAUGUACUGAAAUAUACUUUUUGUUAAUGUCGGUAAUCUGUUGAUAAAAUGUAUUUGAAUGUUGGAUGCUAUAACAAAUAUGUAUCUUAGUGCAGUUAAUUAACGUAAACAAAUGUUACUGACCAAUUUAUUUGAGUUUUUCUCUAGUGCCAACAGUACAAUUUAAGUCACUCCUGUUUCCUCAGUUGAUUGCAAUAUCUGAACAAGUAACAUGCAUUUUUGUUUACUGAUGAGCAAGAAUAAGUGCAUAUUAGUGCUGUUAAUUAAAUUAUCAAAGUGACUGUUAUGUAGAAUGUCUAUCACUUUUAUCUAAUCAAGUAUCAAGCAGUUAUGUCCACAAUUGUUAUCUGAAAUAUUAGCGAUAACAAUAAUUUUGCUUUAUCUUGGUUUUGAGAACCUAAUAUUACCCAUCAAUCACUGAUCCAGUUUGUAACUGCUAUUUUGUGAACACCAAAGAUGUACAAAAAGGGAUUUUGAGAAUAUUAAUUGAAAUGUUAUUAAAAAAACUAAUUAAAUGUUCAAUGACAUGGCAAAUUGAAAAAGUUAAAAAAUGUGCUGGUUUAAACAAAGUGUUAUUUUAGACACAGCUUUUUACAUGUUAUUAAUUAACCACUUUAGAAACAAAAUCAAUCUACUUCAAAUCUGCAUGGCAUUGUAUAGAAAAUGUUAUUAUUGUUAUUUUUAAAACAGACAAAUAUCAAUAUUUUUUAUCCAUCUGGUUCAACAUAACCAAGUUAAUAAAAACCAUAUGAAGCAUAUGUGCAAUAACAAGUAUAAUUACCUAAUUUUGGGAAAGUGACAUCAUAAAAUGACAUUGUUUCUCCAGUCCUGCUCAGACUGUAUGUGAAAUAUUACGUCAUUUUGUCAUCUCCAUCUGUUUGUGAUUGAAACAAUUUGAGUUGGGGUUUUUUUCAUUAACUUUUUUUUUAAUAAUAUGGAUAAUAAAGAAAUUAUUACACUUGCAUGUGAGUUGUACGGAUGUUAGGAAACUUAUGUCUGGAUUCAUGUACCGGACUCACUGUUGCUCGGGCAAUACAAAAAUCCUGACACUUGUUUAGUAAAACCAAUACAAGACACAAGCUUGUAUAAUAAUCUCUAUACAAUGGGGGUACACUGAGGAUGUUCAACCUUUUCUUUUACUAAAAAUAUGGUUUAAGACAAAAAUGGCUAUUAUGAAGCCUGUUUUUCUUAAAUACGGGUGUUUAAGCAUGGUAAAUGUAUUUAGUUACAAGUGUAUAAAACAAAACAGACUGUAAAUCUGGCCCAGUGUGUUCAUUAAAGUUGGCAUCAACCCUCAUGGGCUAAAAAAAAUAGAAGAAAAAGCUAGAUAACAUUGUAAAGUUAUUUUGUUAUCCUAAUAAAGGAUUUUUUUUUUUUUUAUCCAACAGGAAAUUGUAUUGAAUAUUAAGUAAUUUUUUACCUUUGUUUAUACAUUGUUUUUGUUUGUUAUUGUUUUAUUUUUGUGUAACAGAUGAAAGCAAAUUAUUGUACCUGGUUGUAAAUUUGUUUUGAUAGUUUAUCGUCAUCUUGUAAAUUACUGAAUGCAAAGUCUUUGGUGCAUGUAUAACAAAACUGUUGUACAUAACAAAAUAAGAACUGUCCGACUGGUGUCUCAGUCUCUCACAAGGUAACUGUCACACUAAUAGUGUAAGUAAUAAACUCACUGCCUUGUAGGUUACUCCAAUUAGCAGCAGUCUUGUGGACAUGAUAGCAUAUAGUACACUUUUGGUACUGUUUGUAUUGGGGGACAUAUCCCUGUGAAUCUAAUGAUGAUAGACGAGGGGGGAAACCUCAUACAGAUGAAUUAAAACUUUCCGUCUCAAAUGAGUCUGAGACAAAAUGUAAUGCUAUCAAAAUUUUGAUUAAUUUCCUCUGUAUAUAAAUAAAGAUUGGAGAAUUUGGAGGAUGGGGGUUAAGAAAUAUGAUACAUUUAGUUUAAUAGUGCUGCAGUCAUGACUCGAUGGUGCAAUUGUUGAUUUACAUGUUACCACCAUGAUGACAAAUAUUGUUUUUCCUUGGUAUGUAUGUAUGUGAUAUUCAAUGAGUUUUAAAUGUUUUGUCCACCGAAAAAAGUAUUGUGGAAUAUUGGGCAUUUGUAUGCUUUUGAAAGUCUGUUCUGAUUCCAGUCUACAUUAAACUGCAUUCAUUGCCUGUAUUACAGUUUGCACUAACAAUCUGUUCUAAGAGUCUAGAUUCUUAUAAAGACCUUCCAUCUGAUAGCUUCAUCUUAGACAUCAUAAAGUGAGACCAAUUUUCACCAUAGAUGAGUGAGCAUUCAAGCAAAUACUUACUUCUUUUCAACUUAGCCUGACCUCAACAAAUGGCAUAUCUCCCUUCCCCCAUACACAUUAGUAGACUGGUCUGAACAUCCCAACAGACAAUGGGGGAUGGCUUAACAUCUUCCAGUGAGUCCUCGGUUUCUAGUUCCCUGUCAGGCUAAGUAUUCAUAAAAAAGAAAAUGAUUCAAGUUUUCUACAGACUGAUUUAUAAUUAUGUAUUCUGUAGAGUGUAUAUAUUCUAAAUAUAGUGUUAACCAACUGCUUUUGCAAGUCUUGAACUGUAAACUUUAAAUUAUAAUCUGCACUGCUUUUAUUUAACAUGUAUAUCUUGGGAUUUUUCGCAAAUAAUAACUUACACUGUCCUAUUUUAAUCUUUUUAUCGUUCUUUAAUAAUGUACAUCAUGAAUAUCUUCUAUCUGUCUUUUUCAACAUGUAUCUACUGUUACAAGAACUGUUGUAAAUCUACUAGAAUAUACUAUAUAGUAUUUCAUUGUUUAAGUGUUAAACACCGUCUUAUUUUUCCUGUUAUCACUUCAACUACUGGUAAGUCUGGAGUAUUUAGUUUGUCAUUGCUUGGUCUCAAUACUGUUAAACAUGGGGUAUUGAAUUUGAUGCACAUCAUAUCCUUGUCAUAUUACUAGUCCAUUAAUAAAAGAUGCUAAGUACACAAAAAAGGUGUUUGGUUAACAGGCUGCAAAUUUGUACGGAUUUUGUGCUUGAACGAAUCCCAGAUUUUGAGCCAGAAACACAGUACAGUGAGAUUGAGUCACAAAUAUCUCUAUUACCGUAAACAAAAUUACGAUCCCAACAGAUUUCUAAGACCCCACCAAAAAAACAAAACAAAAAAAACAACCUCCCCCACAGGGCUUGAAACUCGCCAAAAAAAUAUGGUGGCCCAAAAAAUAAUAAUGGAUGUUGGCAAAUUAAGGUAAGUGAACCAUGAAACACGAGCAAGAUUUUAAUGUGGAAUAAAGAUAUGCAAUACAAAUAUUAAUAGUGGCUCAUAUGAUAUAGCUCUAAAAAAAGAUCUCCCAAAUAAUAAUAUUUGGGCGACUAACACCAUUUUAAAAAAAAUAUUUUAAGUCUCCCACAUUGGUUGCAUUUGGCUAUCUGGCCACAGGCUGUUUCAAGCCCUGCUCCCCCACUAAUUCAAUGCCUGGUUAAUAAAGUCCAUUUGAUGUUUGCUUUUAUAAUUAAAUUAUUAAAAUUACAAUUUUGCCUCGCCAAUAUCCCAAUUCAUCGUUUUGUCAACUGCUUUCAUAAAAGUGUCACAAUAGUUUUAAUACUAUGUAACAAAAUGUUGGAAUAGCACCCCACUGGAGAAUAAUCUAUUUUAUGUAAUAUAGAUUAGCAUUUGAGGAAUGGAUAUUAAUGAAUGGCGUGUAUUGGUAAGAAAAUUAAUUAAUGUGGAUGAUCUUUUCCCAAUGAUUAAAUAAAACUAUAUUCAAGAUUGGUUGGCAAAUGAUUUGGAGCUUUCCUGCUAUUCCUUUAGUAUAAUUUUCUUUCUCUUGUCUGUUUUACAUGAAUCAACUUGGUAACAGCAUAACCAUUUGGUAUAAUUUGCUAGGUGCAUGUAGAGAAAAAAUAGCUUUCCAAUUCAUAUUUCAUCCAAAUUUGUUCAGAGAUUUGUGCAGUACUUAGUGACUUAAGCCUGCUGGACAUUAGACAAUAUAUAUAUAUAUAUAUUAUUUUUGUUAAGAUGUUCAUUGUAACGUGGUAGGUUAAAACAGUCAUUGAAUAAUGACUUCCAAGUCAACAGAAUGUGAUAACCUGUACAGUUCGUUUAUAUAUUGGUUACAUCAGUUGUGUCUGUCCGAUAGUCGAGUGUUUUGUGAUGUAGCCAGCACUCUUUCAGAAGAAAAACAAAGCUUUGUAAAAUUGCCUAAGACAUGUAUUUAAAAUGCACAAGUCUGUUUGACUGGAAUAAAUCUGUGAAAUACA
This is a messenger RNA of Gigantopelta aegis, 8193 nucleotides long. RefSeq names its product ras-related protein Rab-21-like. Bases 159 to 794 code for a protein of 211 amino acids. The record is from RefSeq and is a predicted model, not a curated record. The transcript is spliced from 6 exons. Gene Ontology annotation, molecular function: GTPase activity; GTP binding. Lineage: Eukaryota; Metazoa; Mollusca; Gastropoda; Neomphalida; Peltospiridae. Gene Ontology annotation, biological process: Rab protein signal transduction.